AUGAGCGCUCGUCUUCUUUUUAUUUUUGUUGUGUUGCUGUUUGCAGUUGCGGUUCUAGAUGUGUUCGCUGGAUUUAUCAAGGUUUGCCUGCCGAUUUUUGUGAUUUUUUCUAGUUUCCUGUAUUCUUGUGCCAUGUGAGUGAUUCCUUUCUUUUGGGUACUAGGGCCACAUUGAAUUACAAUGAAACAAAAAGGCAUAUAAUUUGUCUGCCCUGGCAAUACAUAUCCUUUACCUCUGAUAUAGCUUUUUGACUAAAAACAAAGAAUGCACUUUUUUUAUUUUCCAAAGAAGAAAAAGCAAUAUCCACCUACUCUCUUUUGUCCAAUUAUCAACAAAGAUCAUUUGGUAACACCGAACAAUACAUCAUCUUCAUUUCACAGAAUGUAUUGCUUCUAUUUAUUUGCCACUAUCUGAGUCUAAAGGAUAAUGGAUGUACCAAGGAAUUAUACUGAAAAGGCGGGAAAAUUUUUGAACAUAGGAUUAAAAAGCAUUUUUAAAAGCCUUUUUAAAAUAUUUCUCUCUAAUAUGAUCUGAUUAUGAUCAUGAGGAUCACGAUUGGCUAAUAUAAAUGUAAACACGAUUUGGAGAAAAAAGAAAAAAGCCUUACAAGGGAAACUGACUUGUUGUAAGUGUCACAAGUUUGUUUUACAAUACUUGCGCCAUAUUCUUUAUUAUUAGAUUAAAAUCAGGUAUACUGGUUUCUAAACAUCACUGCUUUUAAAAGUCAGGAAAAGUUUUUCGCAAUAUAGUGUGAAUAUUUAUCGAUAGAGUAGUGAUCAAUCGACAAUGACUACUGUGACUAAUGUGUUACUUUUGUGAAAAAAUUUACUUUUUCAGUUCGUCCCUCAGUGAUUUGACAAGAAGCGUAAACUACUUGAUGUAAUCUUUUUACUUCACCUAAAAAACGCACACAGUUAGAAAAUUCAGCCUUAUUUUCUGUCUUUAAUCAAUAAACGGUUAAUUAAAUUCAUUUGAAUAUCAAAUGGGACUGAAAAAAAGAGCCUCAUCGACACUGUAAAUCUUAGCUUGCUUUCUGAAGGUUUCAAAAACGAUAUGGUACAUCUUGCACGAUAUUUGAUUGGCGUAAGUCUUAUACUUGCAAUAAUACUCAGUUUUUCAACAUGGAUUAAUCGCCAGCAAAGACGCGUGAACUGUAGUCGGAUUGCCUCAAAGGUCUGUCCGUUAUUAUCUGCGCGCGUAAAUCAACAUUCUGUACGGUAUCUGAUAAUUCAUUGUUCACUAACGACCACUAACUUUUUCAAUCAAAUCUAACACUCAACUUUCAUUUUGUGUAAUAUGCAAAUGAUCGUUAAAUAGGGUUGUUUUCUAGGAAAUUUGUUAAACAAGAAGUAUGCAUUAACAGACUCCGCGAUAUGGUCAUUAUCUCACUCAUACGCAGUUAUCACACAGGCAAUAGCAGCUAUUAAAGGAGAUGUCUCUGACUGGAAGUGUCUGUGACCAUUUCUCCCGGGAUUAUGCCAUUCUGAGAAGUCCUACAAGGAUGAAACAGCUGUCCAUGGCUACUGGUGUUCAGUUGAUAUGGCAUUGCGCAUGCGAUAGGUACCUGCGGUACUGCGGAGUUUGGUGUUAAUUGUGUUUACAUCUAGUGAUGUUAUUUGAUCGUAAAACUGCUUAAAUACCAAAUAGCGAAAGGGGAGGGAUGGUGUUUUUUUACGAGGGGGUAUUUUAAAACGGGUCGCUUAUUAGAGACGUACCCUCUACAGUACCUUCUACUCUGACUGUUUUCUUACUUUUCUUUGUAGGUUCGAAAGAAGAGAUUUGAAAGUAAGUAAAAACAUAUCAUUCUAAAGUAGUAACUUGCUCCCGGACCUACAUUACCCUAGAAUUUUUCCUAAUAAUCUUAUUACAUAGAUGUUGCGGAAUCUUCCACUGCGUUUGGAAUAUCUCAGCGUUCGCUAGUUCAAUAAACAAUCAGGACUGCACGCGGUAUCUUUCACUUUCUUCGCUUUGCGUUCGUUCAUUCGUACAUCACAAUCGUUCUUAACAUUCUACCCAAGAUUACGAUGCUCACUAGUUUUAUUGCUACCACAAGUAAACGCCUUGACUGCGUAUGUCCGGCCGCAAACCGAACUUGGCAAAAGCUCACUAUUAUUUCUUGUGAUCUAGCGCAUGAGCGUGAAACCUAUUUCCUUAAUAUAUCCCACAUAAUCAUAACAAUAACAAAAUUGUCAAAUGUGAUUGGCUAUCAACUGCCCUGAUUUCAGCCUUAAUUGGACAGUUUAAUAGGACAGUACCCGUCAUGCCUAAGUAAUUAGACAGUACUCGCCAUCACGCGCGCGCUUAAAUGGCUUUUUUUUUUUCGCUGCUAGCAAAACAAAAUUUUGAAUUUCUUGUGUUUUGAUUUAAAAAAUAGCCUAUAAUAUCACAAAUUUUGUUAAAGUUAUGAUUAAUUGGUAACAGAACUUUGUGUCGUCCAAUUCGGUCUGUAAUCAAACUCGGAAUUAAACAAAUCGGACUCCCGCUACGCGGUCGUCCGAUUUUGUUAAUCACUCGUAUGAUUACAGACCGAAUUGGACUCCACUCAGUCCUGUUACCAUUACUUAUCGACCCUUUUAUUAUUUACCGCGCAUAAACCGAUUACAAUCAAAACCACAAAGACUGAUAAAAACAAACCGAGUCAAUUCUAUUAUUCGUCAUAGGAUGUGGUUGUACGCCUAAGACAAUUUUCUACUUGCAAGGCAAACUCAACUGCUCAACAAUUGCGAAAAAUGAUACUAAUAAUAGAAUAAAUUUUCGAGACACUUAAAUUUCACUAUUUGAUGGUUCACAUAUUUCGCGGCAUUUAAAUUUCGCGAUUUUACAACAAUUCUGGAUUGAGAGUCACUUUAAUUUCACGAUCUUCAGCAAAACACAAUACUCUUAAUUUUUUAAUAUUCAUUGCAAGAAGAAACAAAAUUCCACAGGCAUAAAAUUUUCUCAACACUUUACUUUCGCGAUUUUUUUGAAAUCGCGAAAUUAAAGUGUCGCGAACAUAACGUGACGUGAAAGUGAAGUGAAAGAAAAAACUGGGAGUAGAUAAUACUUGUGAAGCUUAUUUAGAGUAGAUAUCGUGGACAAUACCUGGCGGUGCAUCAUUUUCUUAGGUUUCACAUGAUAACAAAUGCAGAUGAAGUCGUUUUAUUUGAUUAAGUAACGGGAACAUUUCAUGACGACGCGACGUUAAGACAAAUCACAGUCUGUUCUGAUUAGUAAAAUCAAGGAAGAUAAUCUAAUGAACUGAAAACUGAGUGAAUAGAACUACGUCCGCAUGGCCAAGGACUGUUGUGGCAAUAGCCUCAUUACUAGGGAUUAAUUUUCAUGCAUUGCUACGUAAAGUGUCUGUUGUUUUGAAUACUGUUGCGAUCAACUAAAACGGUCGUUAGACGACACUAAUUUUGUGAAUCGCCAUAUAAAUUUAAUAGUGUGUUGAAAAAGGAAACAAAUUAGAUUUUUCAUAAGGAGUUUCUCUUCAAAAUCACCUUGAGCUUUAGUUUUCCUUGGACAAAGUCUGUUGCUAUGGCUACGGAUAUCACAAGUGACAUGAAUUAAAGCCCUUGGAACAAGGUUGCCACAUGCAGCGAAACAGUUAAUUGUUUGUGUAACAUUUUACACUGUCAUUGAAAAAUACUUUGAAAAUUUGUAAGAUUAUGUAUAUAAUUUGAAUUUUCAGUAAAUUUUAGGAUGGACGGCAUGAUGUGGGCAUCCAACCACAAACACACACGCACCCCCCGACCCCUCUUCCACCCCUAAGUAACCAUGCGUCAUGCGUCAUAACCUUAACGAAAAUGAAAGCAAAUUAUCCCAAAUAGCACACAAUGGCAUUAAAUGUAAUGAAAAUAAAGCUUUCUGGAGCAAAACAAACAAAAGCUUAAUAUUGCAACCGAUCGGGUUAGAAUGCGGACAUAGGAAUAGUAAACUUGAUCAGGUAACGACUUAAGGAUAUCGAACUACAAAGAUGGCUAAGUGAGGUAAAUAACGACACCAGAAAAGAUGCUAACCAAAGCAACAAAAUGAUCAUGAGAACCUACCGGGUAUUCAAAACGAUAGACAAUUACAAAUGUGAAGAUUACCUUCAUCAGGUCACCAAUACGCGAUACAGAAUAGCUCUAACAAAAUUUCGACUAAGCAGCCACAAAUUAUCCGAGACUGUUUAAGAAACCUGAAGAAUUAAUUUGCCUAAUUUGUAAAAUGGAAAUGGAGGACGAAUACUAUUUUCUAAAUAUAUACCCUGCUUACGAGGGGAAAAGAUGUUCGUUACUAGAUUAUUUGGAAAAAGAAUAUAGAAUAAAAAUAAGCAGAAUGUCACCUAACAAAAUAUUCAUGUUUCUAACCCCCCUAGUGGAAAAUGCUAAAAAAACAAAAAAUUAAUAGCAAAACAUAUAUUCGAAUACUGUGGAAAAAGAAAAGAGGAAGACGGCAAAAAGUAAAUACUCUGGGAAUUAAUUAAUAACUUAUUAGCCAUAUAUGGUUAGGAUUUUUCUUGUUUGUAAUUUUAGUCCUUUGGAAAUAGUUGACAUACUAUUUGUUGUAUAAGUGACUCCAAAUAAACACAUGUAUGUAUGCAUGUGUGUAUGUAUGUAUGUAGAUCAAAAAAUGCUGUGAAGGGGAAAGGAGAAGGAAAAAUUUCUUAUUUCUUCCUCGAUGAAAGAUUAAUUCUUAUAAAUUGAUGUUUGUCUAUUGAAUGUAGAUAACACUUGUACGGAAAAAGUGAUGAGCCGAGAGCCCGUGUGCAAACAGUUGAUAUGUCCUGACAACGUUGGCAGACAAAUGAGGUUAACAUUUUGCAAAAAAAUACCAAAAUUUUGUCCAAAGAUUCAAAAGGAUCCAUCAGCCGUCUGCUGCCCUUCAAAAUGCGGUAAUAUCUCUAAUGUGUAAAUCUUCAUAAUGAGGUUCAAUACCAGGCCUUUUGCAACUAGUAUUUCACGUGGGACAAAAAACCCGCGCCAUGAUGAAGAACAAUGAAAGCACUGGGACAAGAUAAACAAAGAGCUCACUUUGUUUGUUUUCUCCUAGUGCGUCUUUUACUCUCCAAUUUGGCAGUUUUGUACCAAGUGAAUGACUAGCUAAGUUGCAGAUCGCCUGCUUAUUUAAAGGUUCGAGCCUGAACUCAUUCUACUACCGGAAAUGUUGAGAUAGCAGAUGUAUUGCACUUGAGCAAAUAAAGUUCAUCUUAUUUAUCUUUAUCUAUAAAUAAUUGCUUUAACAGUUAUGAAUAAUUCAAUUUAGAAUUCGGCGUGGCCACUGAAUAGGAGCACUGAAGACCCAUUUAUACGGGGUUACCCUCGACCUAAGGAAAUAUAUUUAAAAAUUCCUGUCAGUAGACUAAGACGCGUGUACAACGGUGUCUAUUGUUUUAAACUCAAAUUCAGGCACCUUCUCAGCUCGCCGGUAUUUGUGAAUAUUUUACUUCAGUUCGAGGCUAACCCCGUACAAAUAAAAAUUCGACGUUUUUAUUCUGCUGCCACGACGAAUUCGAAUCUGACUAGACUAUACGCUCUUCUCACAUAUGGUAAUAUGCCCGUCUAACGAGCAAAUGCCCAUUUUUAAGAAAACUUUAAGUUUAUGCUUUUGCAGCAGACUAAUCGUAAAGUUUCCUAUUUUUACUCAAAAACGAGGUUAGACGGGCAUAUUACCAUACGUGAGAAGAGCGUAUUGCUCCGCUGAUUUUUUUCCCCAUUAUCACACUUAAUCAAUCAUCAUUUGAGCAUGCCAUUUGUUUUAUUGUUUAUUUUUUUGCCGAGUUGGGAACCAAGAGUUGUUCACUCAUGCAAGAGGACUGAAUCCAAAAUGCUAAGGUGGCCCGCAAGAGGACUUGCUGCAAAUGAGAUAAAGUUGCUGCAAAUUAAAUUAAGCUGCAUACUUUCCCGUCACUUAAUUUGCAGCAACUAUUUUUUAUUUGCAGCAGCUUAAGUUAGUUUACAGCAACUUUAUUUUUUUUUUUGCGUCAACUUUUUUAUUUGCAGCAUAUCCGCUGUGGGCCACCAUAAAAUUUCUACCAAAAAAAAGACUGCAGUUCUACAGCUUUGUUGAAUUCUCUCUUUAAUUGUUUGCUUGAUGUUUUACAGUUUGUGAAGACAGAAACGGCAUAAAGUAUUCUCCUGGUGAGAGCUUUAACGUCGAUGAUGGUAGAAACCCGCGCCACAAAUGCAAAUGUGGAAAAGACGGAGUACCUGAAUGCCACGAAUACUAUAUAAGUAAAUAUUGGCUCGCUUUAUUUCCAGUGUUGUUGUCAUUGCUUGUCGCCAGGAUGGUCCGCAGGUUCAGAGAUCUAAAUAGUACAAAAAGAACAAAUAAUAUUGCUGACUUAUGACAUAAAUCACACAAUGAUGGUUUUGUUGCUAAAAAUUCGAUUACUUCUACUUGUGGCUCGUUUUGUAGCAUUGUAAACUGAAGCAGCAGUAUAGUUAUUACUGUUGUUGCUGAUGUUGAUCUCAAUAGCGUUUAAUAGUUUGGUAGGGGUGGAAGGAGGAGGUGAUGGAGCGGUAAAUGUGUUCGCUCCCACUCCCCGAUAAAACUUCUAGCAGCAGAAGCUAAAUGUAUAAACAAAAAUUGGGACAGUCUUCAAUUAAGCUAGUUAAUUCAACUGAUUUAUUCAUAUUUUUCAUGCUGAACCUAAUAGGCAACCUGCUUACUCAAUACUUUUUUCUUCAUUUUGACUGCUUAAAUUAGUGUCAGCUUUUUGCAUUUCGUUAACUAAUUGGUAAUAAAAUGUAGCCUCGUACACCUCGGCCGGCUACUGAUUACUCACUGAAAUCGUCUCCGUCCUAUAUCUUUUUCUUAUCGCAAUUAUUUUCUAGUUUAUCCAAACUACUAACGUGAUAAGGCUGCGAGUUAUAAGUUGUAAGCACAUUUAGACUUCAAAAAGCAAGUUUCUAGCUGUAAAACUUACUUUUAACUCCCUUCAUUUUUUAGUUCCACCAAAAGUACCCAGACCUCCACCAGUAUUUCCUCCUCCACCAAACUUUCCUCCUCCACCACAUGAUGAGGUAGGUGUCGUCUGACGUCAUUAGUUAAUCAACAGCUACCACGCACAAAGAUUUAUAUUUGUAAUUAGAGUCGUCACCCUGCUAGCAGAGCCUUUCAUUCACUUGCUUGAUUUAGGCGUACUCCAGAAAGACUUCGUUGAGCAUGUGCUGCUUGUUACAAGGACACAGGUUUGAACCAAGCAAAGCUUAAAACUGUGCGCUUAGUACACGGAUUUCCGCUCUCAGAAAGGGAGUUUGACGAGAGAAAACAAGAUUGACUAGUUCGGGCUUCGGCAAUUUCAAAGGCUUGACGUGAUUCAAGCAGGGUCUUCUUUUUCUCUUUUUUUCUCAUGAAGAGAAAAGAAAGCUCUUAUCGCAGGGUGGAGAGUCAUACGUAACUGACAGGUUUUGGCUUUUCAAAGUGCUGCGUUCAACACGUCCAUCUUGUUACACUGUUCGCAAAAGGCGAACUUCGAACUUUUCAACUUUAAACAGCUAACAAAUCACGUUAUUCUGCAAAGGGUUCAAUAAUUUUUCUAUCAUUGAAUUAUUGUGCUCUUUUGUUUCUUUAUGUUUUUUCAUUUAUGGUCGUUGUACCAUCAUGCCACCGAUAUAAAGAUAUAUUGUUGUUAGUAAAUAAUUCUUAGCUAAUAAAUGCAUCAAUUUUCCAAAAAAAAAAAAAAAGAAAAAGAAGUCGUUUACACCAUACACUUACGAUUUGAGCAUUGUUUGUGGCGGAACAACUUUCAUCUUUUUUGCGUAGGAGCAGAACGUUUUCCCAGCGUAGGCAAAUAUCGGAUUAUAUUGUGAUUAAGUGGUUUGUUAGCCACUUCAGAAAAAGUAAUUUGAAUAGUCAUGGAGUUUAUGAGACACUUGAUAUUUUUAAUACCAUAUCGGUGAAGUGCAACGUUACCUCGAACCCAGAUCUCACUCUGGCCGUGGGAGAUUUGGGCAAGAGUUCACCGUUUAUUUGCGUUUGAGUUCGGCACUUGUGGAAACAUCAGGGUCGGCUAGUGGGAUAGUGAUACCCCAAUACACACCCUUCCCUUCCUUCAAAUUUUUGAGCAGUUUUUAGCGAGGUGGUUGUGUCGCUUGUGGUGGCUGCGGGUGGUUGUGUUGAUUGUGGUGGUUGUUAUAGCCGAAAUGAUUGCUAAAUCGAGCUGGGGCUAACUGGAAAAUACCGUAUUUAUUCGAAUGAUUGACUUCUGUAUACUGCAUACCCCAAACCCCGACUGUUUCUGAUACAUAUCAUUUGAAAAAUAACCUUCUCCUGAGGUUUAUUACUGUUGCCUGUUUUUUGACAUAUAAUGUAAAAAAUAUCUUUUAAAUCUUCACUUGUUUUCUUUGCUUUUUUAUCAGUUUAGGUCACAACUCAUUUACAAUGUUUUCUCUCUUUUAGGAGCAAACCGAUUGACAUUUUAGCAAGAUACAAAACUUUUUCUGAUCCAGAGAAAAUCGCUUUUAGUUCAACCAUAG
Porites evermanni is the source of this 8441-nucleotide messenger RNA. The record is from the annotation of a GenBank genome assembly. Lineage: Eukaryota; Metazoa; Cnidaria; Anthozoa; Scleractinia; Poritidae.